This is a messenger RNA of Hylaeus anthracinus, 4989 nucleotides long. RefSeq names its product serine/threonine-protein phosphatase 2A 56 kDa regulatory subunit epsilon isoform (gene wdb). Gene Ontology annotation, molecular function: protein phosphatase activator activity. The transcript has 9 exons. Bases 1042 to 2613 code for a protein of 523 amino acids. Gene Ontology annotation, biological process: signal transduction; protein dephosphorylation. The record is from RefSeq and is a predicted model, not a curated record. NCBI's taxonomy places the organism in Eukaryota, Metazoa, Arthropoda, Insecta, Hymenoptera, Colletidae. Gene Ontology annotation, cellular component: cytosol; protein phosphatase type 2A complex; nucleus.
GCCGAGCGCACAUUACUAUUUUCAGGCACACAAGGCACCUCUUGACGGGUUUUCAAUAAGUCAAGAGGGCGGCGGUGCGAGGGAGCUGCUUUUUUUCCUUUUUUCAUUGAUAUUUUACGUGCGGUAGAUGCCGAAAUUGUAGUGGCCUCUGUGUGCGCGCGUGAUAAAACAUACGAUGCUGGAAGACGUAUCGGUGUGGCUUAAGGCCUGACGGUCCGUCGGUCGUUCCGGCAAAAAUGAAAGAAGCUCGUCGGUCCGAGCAGCUGAUGGCGGCCGAGUGCUGUUCGAGCCUCUGUGUCGUCUCCCAUCGUGGCGUUUAAGUGAGUGCGUGCGUUUUUGCUGCGCGUAACGAAGUGCGGCUACCGCGUGCGCUGGAGGAAAGAUCAUCCCCUGUGGAAGAUAGAUUUUCGCGGGGUGCGUGUACCGCUUCCGAGUUCGAGCGACCAACUAUUUCGUAACGGUGCUUCUCUUCUCUCGCUGCUCUCGGUACCCGACACGCAGGCAGGCACGACACGGUAAAGCCUGCAACCGCGGCGGUUCCACAGUGAUACGGGGCCCCGUGAAUCGAAAUACUCGCGAUCGAGGAACGGAACGUCGGAAGCGAGAGUCCCACGGGUCCUGGAAGUUUCAGGUAACGCGUAAUCCACGUUAGACGGUCGACGAGAACACCGUGCCGCUUCUCUGUGUUACACGGUGUAGGUGGGAGAUUCAACGUACGACGAUAGGGCGUGCGUUCGCGUGUGACAACGCCUAACAAACGAUCGCGCCCCUUUUCUCGCGGACGAUAUUAGACGAGCCGGCAAUUUUCUUCGGGAAUUUCGAGUCGACUGGGAACUCGAUGGAUCUCGUCGGUUGACAACCCACCUACGAUCAGCGCGUUCCGUUACGCGGUGAACAGUCCUCGUGCUAUGCACGCGCGAUCAUCAAUUUUCAUCCCUUUCUUUCUCAGGAACAUCUGAACAGUAGGUUAAUCGUGCCCGGACACACCACGUGCAGUUUUCGUAAUUUGGUGCAGUGUCGCUUUUGUUCCUUUGUGAGUGAAUGAGUUGUCCCUCGUCGACGCGGAAUGCGGCCUCCUCGGGGUGGACGCAGUCCUCUUUAAUUGCGUCCAACGCUGGAAAACCACAGCCAAGGAACGAACGUACAUCUCCCUCCAGUUCUCUUAGUGCCUCUGUUAAUACCAACAUGUCGUCAGGGACUUUUGUGGACCGGAUAGAUCCCUUCGCCAAGAGAUCUCUGAAAAAGAAGUCCAAGAAGUCUGAGGGAUCGUCUCGCUAUCGUAACUCUCAAGACAUUGAGCUUCAACAGUUGCCACAGCUCAAAGAUGCCACGCCGUCGGAACAAGAAGAUUUGUUCAUUAGAAAGCUUCGACAAUGCUGCGUGACCUUUGACUUUUUGGAUCCGAUGGCUGAUCUUAAGGGCAAAGAAGUUAAACGUAGUACGCUCAAUGAACUGGUUGAAUACAUCACUACUGGACGAGGCGUUCUUACCGAGCCUGUCUACCCAGAAAUCAUUAAAAUGAUUUCUGCAAAUCUGUUUCGCACAUUGCCACCAAGCGAAAAUCCUGAUUUCGAUCCAGAGGAGGAUGAUCCAACACUGGAGUUGAGCUGGCCCCACCUUCAGCUAGUUUAUGAAUUCUUUCUACGUUUCCUUGAAUCUUCAGAUUUCCAACCUACGGUUGGCAAAAAAGUCAUUGACCAAAAAUUUGUUUUACAGUUACUGGAAUUGUUUGAUUCAGAAGACCCUAGGGAAAGAGAUUUGCUGAAAACUGUUUUGCAUCGUAUUUAUGGGAAGUUCCUUGGCCUUAGAGCCUUCAUACGCAAACAAAUAAACAACAUUUUUUUGAGGUUUGUAUAUGAAACUGAGCAUUUCAAUGGAGUCGGCGAACUUCUGGAAAUUCUGGGUAGCAUUAUCAAUGGAUUUGCCCUUCCUUUAAAAAUCGAGCACAAGCAAUUUUUGGUUAAGGUGCUGCUACCAUUGCAUAAGGUGAAGUGCGUAUCAUUAUACCACGCGCAGUUAGCUUAUUGUGUGGUACAGUUUCUUGAAAAAGAUGCAACUCUAACGGAACCAGUUAUACGAGGCCUCCUUAAAUUCUGGCCUAAAACAUGUAGCCAGAAGGAGGUAAUGUUCCUUGGUGAAAUUGAAGAAAUUUUGGACGUUAUAGAACCUAGCCAAUUUGUUAAAAUACAAGAACCCUUGUUCAGGCAGAUCGCACGUUGUGUAUCUUCGCCACACUUUCAGAUAGCUGAGAGAGCAUUGUACUUUUGGAAUAACGAGUACAUAAUGUCUCUAAUCGAAGAAAACAAUCAUGUAAUAAUGGGAAUCAUGUUCCCGGCAUUGUAUAGAAUUAGCAAGGAACACUGGAAUCAGACGAUCAUAGCGCUUGUUUAUAACGUUCUUAAAACAUUUAUGGAAAUGAAUAGCAAGCUCUUCGAUGAACUUACUGCCAGCUAUAAGUCUGAAAGGCAAAAAGAAAAGAAGAGAGAAAAGGAAAGGGAAGAACUGUGGAAGAAACUGAAUGAAUUGGAAGUAGAACGACGUAAUGCUCUGACAGCUUCAUCCAACACUUCAGUUCCUGUCACUACUGCACCUGCGACACGUGCCCGCCCUUGAGCUGGUGGAAGUACAUUACCACGCUGCCCGAUCAUUAGUUCUUAGUUUACGUCGAUUGUCCAUACACUACAUGCAAAAAUUACUGUUGUUAGUGAAGGAAAGUGUCUCACAAUGACAUUCUUUGGCGUAAUGUAACUCCUUUCGUUAGUUAUGCCUGUCGAGGUGAAAAGGAGAAGAAGAAAAAAACACACGAACGAAGGAAGCAGUAAUCACAAUUUUCUUCUUGACGAUGAUUGAUGAGUUCUAAUAUUUUUAUUGUGUACAUUAAUUUCCAAUUUUCUUUUUUCCUUUUUUCUUUGAUAGCAAUGAUUUAAGUUGUAUAAUGUACUCAGUGUCAGCACAUAGUACGAGGAUGUUAGCCCCUUCUUAAAAAAAAAAAAAGAGUUCAGCUGUGCUCGGUAGGAGGAGAUGAUCAAAGUGUAAAUUACAAGUAGACGAAAUGUAUCCUUAUAACAUUGAGUUUUGCAUGUGACAUUCGCUUCGGUUAUUACACGGCUAAUGUCUUCUAAUGACUGACCCUCCUUACACUGAUUCUCGCCUUCGACGGAGCCAGCGGGGGCGUUGUUUGAAAUGUAUCAUAUAUUCGUAUUAUUGAUAAUGAUAACUAUAACAAAACAUAAUAAAAUUAGGUAAAAAUAUAUAUAUAUAAAUAUAUAUAUAUAUAUAAUAAUACAUUAUAUUAUAAAAAUAUGAUAAUAUUGAUGAUACGACGAGUCACACAUUCACAUAUACACGAUUACACUAAACUGUGGUAAACACGUGUAACGUACAGAACCGCUGUGCUAUAAAUAUUAACAUUAUGCCGACUGCAUGGCCGCAACAAAUGGAAUAAAUUUUUUCAAAGAGGGAGAGACCCGUAACCGAUAUGCUGCAAGUAUAUCGACGAAAUAAUAUUGAAUAAUAAGGUUCGAUUCUCUGAAACAAAAACGUAAAAAAAUAUAUGUUGUUUUUUAAAUAAAAAUAAUAAAAAAAAACAAAACAAGCGAGGGGCAAGUAUACAAUAAAAAAAAAUUAAUUGUACCAAAAUAUCCAUUGCUUAUAAAUAUAAUAAAUAAUAGAGAUACAAUGCAUAAGAUUUAUUCGGAGCUGUGCUCCAACAGGCCACCGCAAAGACGUGGGGAUCGUUUUUAAAGUUUCUUACCAUUGCAUAAUAAUAUUAAUAUUAAUAAUAAUAAUAAACAAUAGUAGCUCUUAAUAAAAUAGAUGGUUAACAAAAUGAGUGACUGCUUGCUCAUAUUUUCAUGAAGUAAUCGAGAGACAUCUAACAUAUUUGUUAAAUAUUAUUUUUCCAUCUUUUGUUUUCGCAUCGAAUAUGUUUUACCUCAUAUCUCAUAGUACACUUUGUUUACAUUACACACUGUUUAUCUCCACUUCAUGAAAAGAUUAGUUCAAAAAUAAAUUAAAAGUAUAUAAUUAUUGUAAAUGCUGUAAUGUGACGCGAGAAGAACAACAUAGGUAAAAUCAUAAGAGUUCUAUACGCAUAAAUAGACACUUUAUUAAACGAACGUCUCAUUUAUUUCUACUCUCUUCAAUUCUUUUUUAAACGCGAUACUUAUUCAAACACCAUGGACACCAUCGGGUUCGUCAGCUGUUCGUUAUGGCCUAUUUUAUUUUAAGUUCGCAAAUAUAUCCCUCCCUCCCAUUCUCACACAGAUAGAGCAUUUUAAUAAUUAUUACGUUUUGGGCUAACUUAGCUUUUAGCGCAGUUUCAAGUCUAACAUAAUAAGGAAUUCUAAUGAUAUAUAUUAGUAUUUUUUUAUAUCGUGACAAACUGCAUUUGUACGACAUCAUUAAUAACCGAAUAGAUGACAACAUGUUUACAAACAAGUACUUCCAUAAUUUGCGGGAAAUGGAAUAUAAUCAAAAGAAUUGGAACAAUAGAGAAAUCCUAUGGAUACAAACGCGAGCUACACUGUGAUAGUCUAUCGUAUGUAUUUAUCGUUAAAAACCAACCGUUUAGCGAUUAUUCCAUCGGUUUCAUUUUUUCUUUACGCAAAUUACGAAUCAAGCAAACCUCAACUUAUUUACGAUUAGUCCGAAUUAUAGUGAUGGUAUGAUUUCAUUGUAUAUAUAGAUUUAAUAGAUAUAUAUACUUCAGAUACUCGUAUUAAUCACUGUUAGGAAACCAACAGUUGUACAGUUGAUUUUAGAAUGUAAAAAGAGUAACAUAAACGAAAGUUGAUUAAUUUAUCCUUGUCAUAUUAAGCAUAAGAAUAGUUAGCUAUCCAUAUAUAAUAAAUUUAAGUGCAGUAAUCGAUUAAGAUUAUUACUUAUUUAUUUGUAUACAUUUAUAUAGCUGUGGCCCAAAGAUAUACAAACUUAGUUAAAAGUUGUUUUAGAAAGAUUAUUAUAAGAGUUAAAAAAAAAAAAAAGAAA